AUGCCCCCCAAGGCCGCUGACAAGAAGCCCGCCUCCAAGGCCCCGGCUACUGCCUCCAAGGCUCCCGAGAAGAAGGAUGCUGGCAAGAAGACCGCCGCCUCUGGUGACAAGAAGAAGAGGACCAAGACCCGCAAGGAGACCUACUCUUCAUACAUCUACAAGGUCCUCAAGCAGGUCCACCCCGACACUGGUAUCUCCAACCGUGCUAUGUCUAUCCUGAACUCUUUCGUCAACGACAUCUUCGAGCGUGUUGCCACUGAGGCCUCCAAGCUUGCCGCCUACAACAAGAAGUCGACCAUCUCAUCUCGUGAGAUCCAGACAUCUGUCAGGCUUAUCCUGCCCGGUGAGCUUGCCAAGCACGCCGUGUCUGAGGGUACCAAGGCCGUCACCAAGUACUCUUCAAGCACCAAAUAA
Pyricularia pennisetigena is the source of this 414-nucleotide messenger RNA. RefSeq lists its product as uncharacterized. Gene Ontology annotation, biological process: nucleosome assembly. Gene Ontology annotation, cellular component: nucleosome. Lineage: Eukaryota; Fungi; Ascomycota; Sordariomycetes; Magnaporthales; Pyriculariaceae. Gene Ontology annotation, molecular function: structural constituent of chromatin; protein heterodimerization activity; DNA binding. The record is from RefSeq and is a predicted model, not a curated record. The transcript has 3 exons. The coding region runs from base 1 to 414 and encodes 137 amino acids.